Agrilus planipennis (emerald ash borer) is the source of this 3357-nucleotide messenger RNA. RefSeq names its product peripheral plasma membrane protein CASK (gene CASK). The coding region runs from base 579 to 3272 and encodes 897 amino acids. NCBI's taxonomy places the organism in Eukaryota, Metazoa, Arthropoda, Insecta, Coleoptera, Buprestidae. The transcript is spliced from 21 exons. Gene Ontology annotation, biological process: protein phosphorylation; regulation of neurotransmitter secretion. Gene Ontology annotation, cellular component: plasma membrane; cell-cell junction. Gene Ontology annotation, molecular function: signaling receptor binding; protein kinase activity; ATP binding. The record is from RefSeq and is a predicted model, not a curated record.
UAAUAAUUAUUUACGAUUGAUGGAGUAAUUAUUCUGUAGAAUCGGCAUUUUUUGCGACAAAAGGGCCUAUUAACGUUAGUUUUCCUGUACUUUUUUUAAUGAAUUAAAGGGCCUACCAUAACCAGCGCAUGUCACCUGAUUGUUUGGUGAUUCAACCUUUGCGCCGGUUCGUUCGCCGUAAAAUCGCUGUCAUAGUUUUUAUUUGUCACAAUUUUUGUGGGUGUGUGUGAGAAUUUGAAUUUGCAAUUUUAAAAGUGCAUGUGUUAAGCCGAUCGGUUUGCGUGCACUAACCAAUUUUUUUUUGUGGCGAUACACUUGGAUCACAGGUUUGACCAUAGGGUUUUCAUUGAUGAAAGUGGUGCAGCCAUUUUAAUGGGACUGGAUUCGUGCGGAUAUCCGAUAUUUUGUGUACCGGCAACCCAAAAUGCACACCACUAGAAGUGCAGUUUGCCUGCAAAUUUUCUGGAUUCUACGAUAUCUUAUUCGAAUUUUUUGAUCUAUCCUCACAAAAAAAUACAAUAAAGGGCGUUGUUUUUGUUAUUCGUACCUCAUUUCGACUUCUGUUAUUUUUUUUUUGAAUGCAUUCCACGAUGGCCGAAGAGGAAAUACUGUUCGACGAAGUUUACGAAUUGUGCGAAGAAAUCGGAAGGGGACCAUUUAGUGCAGUCAGAAGAUGCAUCCACCGACAAACUAAUCAACAGUUUGCUGUUAAAAUUGUUGAUGUCGCAAAAUUUACCUCACACCCUGGACUUAGCACCGAAGACCUUAAACGAGAAGCGACAAUUUGUCACAUGUUAAAACACCCUCAUAUUGUCGAACUUCUAGAGACUUAUUCUUCCGAAGGGAUGCUUUAUAUGGUUUUUGAAUACAUGGAUGGAUCUGAUUUGUGUUAUGAAGUUGCCAGAAGGGCUGCAGCUGGAUUUGUUUACAGCGAGGCAGUAGCUAGUCACUACAUGCGACAGAUUUUGGAGGCGCUCCGCUAUUGUCACGAAAAUGACAUCAUUCACAGGGAUUUGAAGCCCGAAUGCAUUCUUUUGACUAGUAAAGAAAACUCAGCCCCCGUGAAACUGGGAGGAUUUGGGGUAGCGAUCCAAAUCUCCGAAAAACAUUCCACAAACAACGUUGCACGUGUGGGUUGUCCCCAUUUUAUGGCACCCGAGGUUGUACAGCGACGACAAUACGGUAAACCAGGAGAUAUCUGGGCAGCGGGAGUCCUGCUACAUAUAGUCCUUUCUGGAACCUAUCCUUUUCAUGGCAGAGGAAGAAGACUGGUAGACUCUAUUUGCCGAGGAAAAUUAUACCUGGACACUUCUCAAUGGGAAUUUGUAAGUGAUAACGCAAAAGACUUAGUCAAACAAAUGUUAACCGUAGAUCCUCAACAAAGGAUAACUAUCCAAGAAGUCCUGGCGCAUAAAUGGAUUCGGGGUAGAGACAGAGGACUUCGGAUACAUCUUGGCUUAGCUGUAGAAGAACUCAAAAAAAUUAACGCUCUUAGGAAAUUGAAAACAAUAGUUUUGAGUGCUGCUCACUCUAGUAAAUGGUUUUCCUGUGAUGAAUUUGCUUCAGAUAGUUUUUCAGAUUUCGGAGACGAAGAGGUUUCGUCAUCCGCCGUCGCCGUGAUACUAGAUUCGUUAGAUGAUAUCUAUUGUCUUCAAGAGUCGCAGCCUCAGGAGAGGGCCCAUCAUCUCGCGCUCCUCGAAGACACUGAUUUACAUUCACUUUUAGAGCUUUACGACAAGAUAGCAAAUAAAAUUCCACCACCUGUUCGACCUCCAUCGAGUGAUGCGGUCCAAAAGACGAAAGAACUUCUGGACAUCUUACGGGAUUGCGAACUAAGAAAAGAGACGGACAGAAGGGACGCUCACGAAUUAAUCGAACUCCUUUGUAAAUCCCACGUAAAGGCACUUCUCCAAGCUCACGACGUGGUUGCUCACGAAAUUUAUAGCGAAGAUGCGAUGCGAGUCACGCCACCUCCAACCCUUCCAUACCUCAACGGAGGUGAGGAUUUAGACGCUCCAAACGGCGACCUCGAAUUGGAAAAUGUCACCAGAGUGCGUCUCGUUCAGUUCCAGAAAAACACAGACGAACCAAUGGGAAUUACACUAAAAAUGAACGACGACGGCAAGUGUAUCGUGGCUAGGAUAAUGCACGGCGGGAUGAUUCAUAGACAGGCGACUCUCCAUGUCGGGGAUGAAAUAAGGGAAAUCAAUGGGAUUCCCGUUCAGAAUCAGUCCGUUGGCACGCUCCAGAAAAUACUGAGAGAAGCACGGGGUUCCGUUACUUUCAAAAUAGUUCCAUCAUAUAGAAGUGCUCCACCACCCUGCGAGAUAUUUGUAAGGGCCCAGUUCGAUUAUGAUCCUUUAGAGGACGACCUCAUUCCCUGCGCUCAAGCCGGUAUCGCCUUCAGGACUGGCGAUAUUUUGCAAAUUAUCAGUAAAGAUGAUCACCAUUGGUGGCAAGCCCGAAAGGACAAUUCUGCCGGCAGCGCCGGACUCAUACCUUCACCAGAACUUCAAGAAUGGCGAGCCGCAUGUUCCGCCAUGGAAAAAACUAAACACGAACAAGUUAAUUGCUCAAUCUUCAGUAGAAGAAAGAAACAGUACAAAGAUAAAUAUUUGGCAAAACACAACGCUGUUUUUGACCAACUCGACCUGAUGACCUAUGAAGAAGUUGUAAAGUUACCAAUGACUGAUCCAGCGUUCAGGAGAAAAACGUUGGUCCUUUUGGGUGCCCACGGGGUCGGCAGGCGACACAUUAAGAACACCCUUAUCGCAAAACACCCUGAUCAAUACGCUUACCCUAUACCACACACCACCCGACCACCUAGACCCGAUGAAGAAAACGGCAGAAACUAUUUCUUUGUGUCCCAUGACGAAAUGAUGGCCGACAUAGCAGCCAACGAAUACCUGGAAUAUGGAACCCACGAAGACGCUAUGUACGGUACGAAGCUAGAAACGAUAAGGAAGAUCCAUCAGGAUGGGAAAAUGGCAAUCCUAGAUGUCGAGCCUCAAGCCCUUAAAAUCCUCAGAACUGCGGAGUUCGCACCCUAUGUGGUAUUCAUCGCUGCACCGGCUUUACAAAAUUUGGCAGACUACGAUGGUAGUCUCGAAAGGUUGGUAAAAGAGUCAGAAAUGUUACGCCAGUUGUACGGUCAUUAUUUCGAUUUAACCAUCGUCAACAACGAUAUAGAAGAGACUAUUACGGCCCUGGAAAAUGCCAUCGAAAGGGUGCACACCACCCCCCAAUGGAUACCGGUCUCAUGGGUCUACUGACAGCGGCACCCUUCCGACGACGAUCUGCACAACUUUUAGCGAAUCAUGGAACAGCACGCAAUAACAAAAAAAAUUAUAAAUAAUA